This is a messenger RNA of Petromyzon marinus (sea lamprey), 2906 nucleotides long. The record is from RefSeq and is a predicted model, not a curated record. NCBI's taxonomy places the organism in Eukaryota, Metazoa, Chordata, Hyperoartia, Petromyzontiformes, Petromyzontidae.
UUUUUGCAUAAGAUCUGUAUCCUGCGACGAGAUAUGAACUCGGGAACCUAAACUAUAAACACACCAAUCCACACUCAUUAAACUUUGAAGCGAAUGAUAUGAACUUGGGACCUAAAAAAUGAACACUCGGGGAGUGUUAACGCGAGAAUCAUUGUAUUAUGCUGAUCAAUAAUACGAAGUUAGACAACGAGGCCGAAUUGACACUAGCGUAACUGCACACGAUUGAUUGCGUUAUCCUGAUUGAUAACCCCAACUCGUCAACGAGGCGGGGCCUGAUUAUUAUAAAGGCUAUCAUUAACACAACCACACCCACUCGUAUAAAUUAAUACGGUUACCUCUCUAAUUAGCAUAGUUACACGCAUAAUUACACGUAUUAACAUAAUUUUGGAUUAAUUAUGCAAAUUUCGAAUUUCAUUUAAUUUUAAUUAUUUUCAUCAAUUUUCACACACCCACAUAUACAACAAAUUGGGGGCUCGUGUCCGGGAUCUCUCGCAGACAGUUUAUGCUUAAAUUAAGGAACGAAUCACUGUUGUAUUAAUCAAGGUAUUGUGAACUAACAUUGCCCUGUGACUGUAAACGGUGUAAAACAAACAAAAAAACGCACUCUGAAGGAAAAUACCAGAGUAGCAGUGGAUAACAAAGACAGUGGGGGUAAGAUUAUUUGCUCGAGUUUAACCAACACAUCCUGUGAUACGAAUGUUUUUAUAUGUACUCUGAAGUGGAAUUCCAGAGUAACUCACGCCACACAUAAGAGACUAGAGUUAAGAUACACUCUUAGGUCUAUUAACUACACUACGUAAUAGAGAUGGCACAUGACCCGCAACGUUCUGAGGGUGACAUCCCAACGCAUAACACUGAUACAGAAUGGACCUCCGAGAAGGAGAUAGAAUCUAUGGAAAAACAAUAUCGUGAAUUUGUGUUAAAACGUACUGGACGGACUGCUAGACAGCAGACAGAGCAGAGAGACGUAUGGGAGGGGAGACAUAGAAGAUGUUAAGGCACAUAGGAGGAAACUACUUAAGGAUGUGAUGAAAUGUAGCAAAGCCAAACGUGACGUAAAAAUUGCAGAAAUAGCAAGGUUAGACUCGUAUCUCCUCACACAGACAGACAGAGAAAGAUUAUGGACUGGGGAAAAAUUUGACAGGGAAAGGAAGGAGAAACUGUCCCUAAUAGAGGAGGUAGAGCGUCUGCACGCCCUCGUGAGAGAAAAAGAGUCGGCGCUGAAUGCACCAGCGGGACCCCCAGACGUCGGUACACAGAACACAUACGGGAGUAACAGUUUACCACACUCCGAGCCAUGCGGACGUAGCCAAGGGCCAGAUCCCACAAAAAGUAUGGCUACCACGCAAAGCGAUUUUGAUAAAGGAACCCCCUCGCAAAUCGAGGAGAGGGAAGGGGAAAUACGGACACAAACAGGAAAACAGGAGGCCGACCACCCCGAGGUUAAAGAGAGCCAAAAUAUUAACCCUAAGUCACCAGGGUAUUCUGUACUGAUAGAGCGACAAAGGGCGGAGCUGGGGCGAAACGAGCAACAUGACAUAGACAACUCACCAGAAAGACGCACGCUACGCAAGUACGAUCGACAUGAUGCAGAUGACAGAGACGGCUCACUUGGUAGACUCCUUCCACGCAAGCACGACCGACGUGGAAUCUAUGGCAGGGACUACUCUCCGGAGAAGCACUCCUCACGCAAACAUGACCAACCAGUUCCAGAUAGCUCAGUCAGCUCACCAGAAAGACGCACGCUACGCAAGUGCGACCGACAUGGUGCAGAUGACAGAGACAGCUCACUUGGAAAACGCACCUCACGUAAGCAUGACCGACGUGGAACCUACAGCAGGGAUCACUCUCCAGGAAGGCGUACAUCACGCCAACAUGACCAAUCAGAUGCAGAUAGCUCAGACAGCUCACCAGAGAGACGCACCUCACGCAAACGUGACCAACACAACACGGGUACAAGAGACAGCUCACCAGAGAAACGCACGACACUUAAAAAUUCCCAACGCAAAACCACCCGCACCACAGAUGACAAACACAGGAAUCCCGACAACCAUGUAGCACAAGACAAACAUAAACACAGCACAUCACCUAGCAGCCACCACACACGUAGUAGACGGCGUGAAGGUCAAGGACAAAAACACUCGCCACAUAGACACAGCUCAAGGAGAUCACGCACACCAACCCACAGGCAUGGAUCACACGACCCACAUAAGAGAAAUAAGGGACACAAGCCACGGGACCGAUACGAAUCCUCGGACAGAGGGAGAUCACGACACAGACACGGGAAACAUGACAGUAGUGAUAGCGAAGGCAGGGACAGCUCGAGUGACAAUUCCUCUGAAUCUGACGCCUCUGACGAUGAUCAACUGUCCGAAUACUCAUUCAGUAGACGCGACUGGGAUACAAAACUACCCCUGGUCUUGAUGGCCAUGCGAGCCACACCCAACCGAGCUACGGGCAGGACACCCUUCGAGAUCAUGACAGGGAGACUAAUGACCCUCCCAGUGCACCUGCUGUAUGUCCCAGCGGAGGACGAGACCCCGACGGCAAUGACGCCAACUGAAUACCUGUCGGGACUGAAUAGUCACCUACAGAGCACAUUCGCUAUGGUCAGAGACCAGUUGCAAGAAGAGGCUCAGGGGAGCAAAGCAUACUACGACCGAAAAGCCAGCCACACAGAAUAUCAGCUAGGAGACCAGGUGUUGUACCUCAAUUACGAGAAGAGAAAGCAGAAGUGCAGGAAGUUCCUCCCUUCCUGGACAGGACCACAUGAGAUUGCUGACAAAAUGUCCCCAGUCAUAUAUCAGUUAAAAAUCACAAAAACAGGGAGAGAGCAGCAGUACAAGUGGGUGCACAUCAAUCAAAUCAAACCGUACCCUGUGCUGGUGGAGCAAGAGCAGGAAUAA